AUGCCCAGCUCAUGCAAUGAUAUCCGGCAGGCUCUGGCCCAAUGCCUCCAAGAAUCAGACUGUAUCAUGGUCCAGCGUCAUACACCCCGUGAAUGUCUCAGCUCUCCUCUCGCCGAGCAGUUACCCACGAAAUGCCAGCAACUGUCCAAAGGAUUCAGCGAGUGCAAGCGCGGUAUGAUCGAUAUGCGCAAACGCUUCCGUGGCAAUCACCCCAGUUCGGCAUCGCAGGGCGGAAAGUCCGGCAGUUCGUCUGGGGGACAAUUAUAUGCUGGAGCACCCGCAUACCAGAGCGUCAAGGAGCUCAACGGGGACGAAGUCCAGAUGGACCCCGAGAAGACCAGAGGCCUGUAA
Messenger RNA from Penicillium paradoxum, 351 nucleotides. Its product is annotated as PET191 family protein. Lineage: Eukaryota; Fungi; Ascomycota; Eurotiomycetes; Eurotiales; Aspergillaceae. The transcript is spliced from 3 exons. Bases 1 to 351 code for a protein of 116 amino acids. Gene Ontology annotation, cellular component: mitochondrion. The record is from RefSeq and is a predicted model, not a curated record. Gene Ontology annotation, biological process: mitochondrial respiratory chain complex IV assembly.